GCGCGCAGGGCGGCUGCGCGGGUGUCGCACGCGCCGGGGAACUUGGUGCCAGAGUCCAGAAGUUCUCUGCCCAAGUGGGCGCUGCUGCUGCUGCUGCUGGUCUCGCAACCUUGCCCUUCCUUCGCGCGCCCCCUGCGUGGCUGGCCUGGGCUGCUUCCGCAGGGAUGCUGGGCGCUGCUCUGGGCCGGCGCCUGCUGCGCCCCCUCGUGCAGCCGCUGCUGCCCCCCGGGUUCCCUCCGCAGCCCGUGAGGCUCCCCUCCCGGGGGCAGCAGCACGGAAGCUGCCUCCCUCCUCCAGCAGGUGCAGAUAGUGUGAAGCCACUGGAUGGCGUGAGAAUUCUUGAUCUAACAAGAGUACUUGCGGGACCUUUUGCCACCAUGAAUCUGGGAGACCUUGGAGCUGAAGUUAUUAAAGUGGAAAAGCCAGGAGCAGGAGAUGAUACAAGAUCCUGGGGACCCCCCUUCCUUGGGAUGGAAAGUGUUUACUUUCUCAGUGUAAACAGAAAUAAAAAGAGCAUAGCUGUUAAUAUGAAGAAUCCUAGGGGAGCGAAGAUAAUUAAAGAGCUUGCAGCUGUUUGCGAUGUUUUUGUGGAGAAUUAUGUCCCUGGGAAACUGGCUGAAAUGGGCCUGGGGUAUGAAGACAUUAACAAGAUUGCACCUCACAUUGUUUACUGUUCAAUAACAGGCUAUGGUCAAACUGGUCCGAAGUUUCAACAACCAGGCUAUGACUCUGUUGCAGCUGCAGUUUCAGGCCUCUUGCAUAUCACAGGUCCCCAGGAAGGUGAGCCAGUUAGGCCAGGAGUAGCCAUGACUGAUCUUGCCACAGGAUUGUAUGCCUAUGGUGCAAUUAUGGCUGGACUUCUUCAGCGGUAUAAAACAGGGAAGGGGAUGCACAUAGACUGCAAUUUGCUCUCAUCUCAGGUCGCCUGCCUUACCUAUGUAGCAAGCACUUACCUGAAUUGCAAGACAGAAUCCAAACGCUGGGGUACUGCCCAUGCAAGUAUUGUCCCUUACCAGGCUUUCAAAACAAAGGAUGGCUACAUUGUGGUGGGAGCAGGAAAUGACCAACAGUUUGCCACUGUCUGCAAGAUCCUGAAUCUGCCUGAAAUCAACCAUGAUUCCAGAUACAAAACUAACCAGCAGCGAGUGCUAAAUAGGAAGGAACUUACUGAAAUUUUAACAGCCAGGUUUUUGGAAAAAGAGACCACCAAAUGGCUAGAACUCUUUGAAGCUAGUGGUGUUCCAUAUGGUCCAAUCAAUGGCAUGCAGCAAGUGUUCUCGGAUCCUCAGAUAUUAAUUUCCCGGGCUUGGCACAUGCAUGAUCAAGCAAUGACAUUGGAUUUGUUCACAUCAAGCUGUGACUUCUCUGGAGAACUGCCCUAAGAUCUUGUGGUGAAGGGUGGUAUAUAAAUCAUAAACAAAUCAUAAAUAUAUAAUAAAUAUGCUUUCAGACUGUGGUAUAGCCUGUGGUCAGUAUGAAAAUGCUAGAGGAAACAUAAAACCUCUAACUAAAUAUAGACUAAAAUUUAUUCAGCCGUGAUAAAAUUGACCAUCUGGACCAUUGGAUUUUUACUCUUUUAGGAUAGACUUUUUGAGGUCGCUCAGGUAUCGCCCCAGCAUUCUGGCAACAUAAAACAGACUUUGCAGAGUCACGUUGUGGGUCAUUUUUUCCUCCCUUAUCAAAUGUCAGAUAACUUCAGAGCCUGCUUACCUCUUUCUUUAAAUAACAAAGAGAGUUUAAGGGUGGAGUGCUGAGAUAUUUCUCCUGCCAACUAACUCACUCCCUUAACCAAAGCCAUAUGAAACCCAGUAAGCCCACUGGUAGUUUCCUUGCUCUGUUUACUGGCCUCUGGGAGAAGACCUCUUUGGCUUGUCUUUGAAAGGGGAACCAUAGGCCACUCGCUUCCCUUCCUUCAGCAGGGAUGUGCCUCCUGGAGGAGACUACCGAGAGGAAAUGAGCCUAGGAGCUCCUGUUCCGAUAGGGAGAUUUGCAAGCCUCUAUCUAUUUUUAGUCUGCUGAUCUUUCCACAUCUGGAAAAGCUUUGUGUGCAUAAAUAAUCUCAUCUGCAGCAAUGAAACGUGUCCAGGCAAAGGCCGUUGUAAUUGUCUUUACGAUAGAAAUAAUUGAUAUAUGAAUAUUGGCUGUGGCACACUUAAAGUUGGGGCCUGGGGCCUGCAAACUGUGACCUAAUAAUAAGGUUUCAGAGUGCAAACAGUUAUUGCCAGUUUUGGUGCUCCCCCUCGUAACAUGGAUACUUUUCAGGAGGAGCCAGAUGGAGACCACCAGACAUCAGUCACGGACCACCAAGAUCCUUAGGUAGAUGUGAAAUGGCAUUUCAAAAUCGGAAGGGGAUUUCCCUCUCCUUGCAUUAGUUCCUGGUUGCCCAAGCCUGUCUAUCUGAAGAGACUACCAGUACUACUACAAAUGCAAACUUGCUCUUUUUGAUUUGUUACUCAAUUUACAACACUGAAGAUUUUUGAGACCCCUGAUUCCUUUCCAGUUCCCCAAAGUCAUUGGGGAUAAAUGACUUCAACAGGAAAGGACCAUGCCUUCUUCACCCUGAUCCCUUGGGGUAUCAGUCAACUCCUGCCAGGACCAUUGGCGGGUGGGGGCUAUUGGGUUCUGUUUGUUUUUGUUUUUAUUUGUAUUGUAUGUUGUGAUUUUAUAUUGCAACUGCUCUGAGACCCUGAGACCUGCAGGUAGAACAGAACAGAACAGAACAGAAUCGAAUCAUAGAAUCAUAGCGUUGGAAGAGACCACAAGGGCCAUCCAGUCCAACCCCCUGCCAAGCAGGAAACACCAUCAAAGCAUUCUUGACAUAUACCUGUCAAGCCUCUGCUUAAAGACCUCCAAAGAAGGAGACUCCACCACACUCCUUGGUAGCAAAUUACAUUGCCGAACAGCUCUUACUGUCAGGAAGUUCUUCCUAAUGUUUAGGUGGAAUCUUCUUUCUUGAAGUUUGAAUCCAUUGCUCCGUGUCCGCUUCUCUGGAGCAGCAGAAAACAAGCAGAAUAGAAUAGAAUAGAAAUUUAUUCGCCAAGUACUUACAUACUUGGAAUUUGCUUUGGCUAAUUUUACAGUGUAAACGUACUUUAUACAAAAUAUCUGUUAAAUAUCUGUGUGAGGAUCUGAGUGGCAGAACACUAUUUCAAGCAAAGAGGAGCCACUCCGACUGCGCCUGCAGCUUUUGCCUUCUGUCCCUGUAGUGACUUCAGAACAGGUUGAGGUGGUUGUUGGUGCCUCUGGAGCCGAGUGAAUGGCUCUAGUUGAUAAUGCUUGACUUUGCUAUAAAACUGAUUCAGGUCGUUUGCCAAUUUUUGACUCUCCAGAGCAGAAUAAUAUGUUCUCUUAUAUUCAGUAAAAGAAGAUGUUCUCUUAUAUUCAGAAAUGUUCUGUAAAUUCUUCCAAAGAGUAGCCGAGACAUGUUUGAGAAUUGAGUCCGAAUCAUAGGUUCGUUUUGCCACUAUAAUCUCCUUCGUCAGUGCGCUCCUAGCUUGGUUGUACAAAUUUCUGUCUCCUUUCCUCGAACCCUCCUCUUUAGCAUAUCGGAGUUUCCUUGAGUUUCCUUGAUUAAUAGGUGCAGAUCAUCCAUUUUAUUGUCAAAUGUGUGAAGAUCUGAGAGGUAUAUAGAUGGUAAAGCCGAUCUCAUUCCUCGCCUUUGUAGCUUAAUCAAAGCACUAGCACUUUUUUGACGUAUCCAGAUCCUGCAAGGAGCUACAACUCCUUCAUCCAAAACGUCUUCGCAAUUUUCCUUAAGAUUGGAGUGUAAGUACACGAAAAGGCUGCUCUGAUGAUUAAAAUCUCAACCCUGGAAAAUGUAAUCCUGGGUGGUUAGCCAUAAGCCAUAAGGAGUGAUAAUAAUAGUAGUAAAAACCCCUUUCACUCUAACAAUUCCAUUAGGCAGCGGCCUCUUUACUGGCUUUAACGGCUCACUCCUUAGCAGUCCUCAUCUCCAAUCCUUGUCUACAACGCUGUCAUAAGAGGCAGUAAGAGCCAUAAAACGUAAACUCCUAAACUCUAUAGGAUGGUAUACAUUUUAUAAUAAUAAUUAAUAGGUCCCUCCUCCUGAGCCACCUACCUUCCUUGCCAGAGGCAGUACACCUUUGAAUACCAGUCACUGGUGAUUGCAGGGUGGGAGAGAAUACAGUUGCACUCUGCUUCUGCUUGCAGACUUCCUUGUGGGCAUCUAACUUUUGUUCCUAGUCUGUAUGUUGUAAUGGAUAAUUCAGUGUUCUUGCCUGACCAGCAGGGCUGUUCUUAUCUCCAUAGGCAGACUUCACAUCUAGUGUCAGGACCCUGCCUUCCACUAAACAGUCAGAAGAUACACUUAUCCACACUCCCAGUACCCUCCCAUCUGGAUUUCUGCAAUGUUCCUUUGAAAACAACCCAGAAGCCUCAGAUGCUCUACAGCAAGGCAGCAAGAUGGCGAACUGGGACUGACUGAUACAAUUCAAUCACGCCGCUAUUUUGCCGCCUGCACAGGGUGCCAGGGUGUUUAUUGGCCCAGUGUUGCACUGUGAACUUCACAAGGCGCUUUGAGAACAAAAUAGUGAGUUGCUUACAGGGGUAUGAUGAACUUCAUUCCCUUUUAAUGCUUGCCACACACGGCUUAUUCAGUCUAGCCAAGGGGUGCUCAUUGGAGAGGUCCAGAGGGCGAUCUGUGCCUCCCUGUGAGAGAGGGUAGUAGCUGCUGUCUUGUAAAAGACCCCCCCCCCCACACACAUCUCUCUCUGGACUAACCACGAAUGUCUGAUUCUUGGGCAAGGUGCUGGAGCAUGUUGUGAGUCCGUAAGUGCAGGAAUGCUUGGAUGAAGCUGAUCACCUUGAUCCAUUUCAAUCAGGCUUCAGGCCUGGCUUGGGCACUGAGACAUAUUUAGCUGUUCUACUUUGUGACCUGUACUGUAUUGGGAGAGAGAGAAGAUUGCGUGUGGCCCUGUUGAUUCUCCUUGCUCUUUCAGCAAGCUUUGAUACCAUCAACCACGGUGUCAUUCUGGAGUGGCUCUAUAGGUCAGAAGCUGGGGACUGUGUUGAGGCAAUGGUUCCACUUCUACCUCUAGGCUGUUUCUGGAGAGCAACACUGGGUGAUUUCUGCUUGGGCCCAUGGCAAUUUUGCUGUGGGACCCCAUCUUGUGCCCAAUGCUAUUUAGCAUUUUAUAUGACACUGUGAGGAGCAGUCAUCAGGGGGUUUGGAACCUGGGUCUCAUCGGCCACAGCUGGUUCUCCACAUAUAGAAAUUACUGGAUCAAGAUAGUCUUGCUGUGGUCCUACAUGCUCCGGUUACCUCUCAUAUGGACUUCUGUAGUGCACUCGAUAUUGUCCAGAAACUGUAGCUAAUGCAGAAUGCAGCAGCAAUGUCAUAUGGCAUCUGUUUUGCGGGAUCUCUAUUGGCAGAUUUUAUGUUACUGGGUCCAAUCCAGAGUGCUAACACUGAAGUACAAAACCCUUUGUGACUUGGAACCUAGGUAUAUGACAACACAACAUCCCUAAAUAGACUACCCUGAAGCCUGAGAUCUGCAGAGGGGAUUCUGUUUGUGGUCCUGCCAACAAGCAUUGUAGGAACCCAUAAAACGGAUUUUCUCUGUGGUGGAACACCCUUUACAUGGUAGCAGGAAUGGUCUGGAUUUUAAUGGGCCUUUGCUGCAGGGUGAAGGCCCAUCUUAUUUUCUGAAGCAUUUGAGGGAUGAAAUUUGAUUUCUUCCUUUCUGGUUCUCUUUUGUAUAUCGUCCUUGUAUCUAAGAUUAGCAUGGAUGCAGAUGUUUCAAUUUAGGUUUGAUCUGCCAUCAUGCAUUCAACAAAAUCUUGUCUUCAGUUGCUCACUAUAAACAGUGAAGUCUCAUAAAAUCAUACUGGCUUUUGUGCCAUCACCUUAAACUCAUAGGUUGGUUUUUUACAUGAAAGAGAUCCCAAAUUAACUAUUUGGAACACAGAUUAUGUGCGUGCAUGCAAAUCCAUAUGCCCUUUCCAUUUGUUAAGCUGCUGAAGAAAUGUGUAUAUGUGUGUGUAUAAUUAUUCGACAUUGUUCUUUCUUUAAACUUCAUAUCGUUUGGUACUAUUUCUUACUGUUCAUUUCCUGGCCGUGCUUGUAAGUAUUGUGCUUCCAAGAUACUAUCUGUGAAAUCAUAGAAGCUGCUAAUGCAACCUGUUUGCUUCUUUUCCUUUUAAACUCUACAUCUAAGCACAGGUUUUGUCCUCCAGCAACUUGGCUGUCAAUGGAAAUGGCUUAAUAACUGUAUGAAGCACUUCGUGUUGAUUUCAUUGGGCCUUUUAAACAAACAAAACAAAUGAAUAACUGGCCUGCACAUGUAGUGGGAAGUUGCAGUUGGGCCUGCCAUAUAUACACAGCAGCCAGAUGUGGUGACAUGGACACACAGUGUUCCCUCGGGUUACAGACUUAAUUCGUUCCAGAGGUCCGUUCUUAACCUGAAACCAUUCUUAAGCCUUUGUUAAUGGGGCCUCCUGCUGCUGUGCCGCUGCUGCGCGAUUUCCGUUCUCAUUCUGGGGCAAAGUUCUCAACCUGAGCUACUACUUCUGGGUUAGCGGAGUUUGUAACCCGAAGCGUUUGUAACCCGAGGUACCACUGUAAAUUGAAUCAUCCUCUUUAUUGCUAAGAAUUCUCUCCUUGAGGGGAGCAAUUGUAGAUUGCAUAAUGUUUUCUCGGUGUUUGAACCAUUUAUCACAUAUUAUCAUAAGCGCCACUUGGGCUUUUGUCCUGCCCAGUUUAUGAAUCUCUCAUGAAUAGCUAUUUGCCAUCAGCUGCUGUUGGAUCUGCUUUGUGCCUUGAUAGACUCAUUUCUGCCAGGGCAGCUAUUAUUGCAGUUGUCUCAUUGAAACUGGACGAAACAACAAAUGUUGUGGUUUGCAGAUUGUUGACACCAGUGGGGUCAUAGUAGAUAGCUCAGUGAAGAUGUCGACCCAGUGUGCAGCUGCUGUAAAAAAAAAAAAAAAGGCAAUUUCCAUUCUAGGGAUCAUUAGGAAAGGAAUUGAAAAUAAAACUACUGAUAUCCUAAUGAAGUUAAACUAAUCUAUGGUGCAACCCCAUUUGGAAUACUAUGUAGCAUGUCUGCUCGCCUCACCUCAAAAGGAUAUUGUAGAGUUGGAAAAGGUUCAAAAAAUGAGCAACCGAAAUGAUCAAAGGCUGGAGGACUCCCCUGCGCGGAAAGGGUGCGGCAUUUGGGAUGUUUUACUUUAGAGAACAUGUGAGUAAGAGGCACCAUGAUUAAAAAAUUAUGCUUGGCAUGGAGAAGAUGGAUAGGGAAAGGUCCCUUCUUUCUUGUAACACUGAGACUCAUAGACUGCCAGUGAAGCUGAAUGUUGAAAGAUUCAGGAUAUCUUACCUGUUUUGUGUCCUCUGGUUGCUUCAGUUUGGGUCUGUGCAUGUGCAUUGGGAGUAAGUUCACAAUCAAAAUUAGUUAUGUACAUUAUGUUUUGUUGUUACCUAUAUUUUGUUUUUGACCCCUCCCCCCAGUAAAAAUCAUUUUUUUAAAAAUAGAUUCAGGACAGAUAAAAGAAAGUUCAGUGGUACCUCAUUUGAAUCUGCCUUGUUGAGUGCAUAUUUUGUUGGAACGUCUGCAGCAAACCCAGAAGUUCUGGAACGGGUUACUUCCGGGUUUGCUGCUUGCGCAUGUGCAGAAGUGCUAAAUUGCGCUAUGCACUGAAGCACAAACUGCUCCGUGUCUGUACGCAGAGUGGUGCUUUGUCGUGUCUCUGGGGCUCCGGAACGGAUCCCGGUCACAAAACAAGGUACGACUGCACACAACACCUAAUUCAACUACAGUGGUACCUCAGGUUAAGAACUUAAUUUGUUCUGGAGGGCCGUUCUUAACCUGAAACUGUUCUUAACCUGAGAUACCACUUUAGCUAAUGGGGCCUCCCGCUGCCACCGCACGAUUUCUAUUCUCAUCCUGUAGCAAAGUUCUUAACCCGAGGUACUAUUUCUGGGUUAGCGGAGUCUGUAACCUGAAACGUCUGUAACCCGAGGUACCACUGCAUGUCACUCCCAUCAUUAGCAGGGGCGAAUUUGCUCCACCCCACCCGUUAGCUAAGGAAACUCCAUAGACAUUUCCUAAGGGCAGGAGGCAUAGGGGGGUCAGACCUGGUCAACUGAGGGCUGCUUUGACCUCUACUCAUCCACUACAUGCAGCUGCUGACAUGCCCUGGGGAUAAGAGGAGUGCUCCCCUUCAUAUGUUGAAUAAACUCGCCCACCCUAAGUUAUUAAUUGACUCUUGAUUUCUUGAUUGAAUAGCUGUAACAGCAAUAUCAUUAAAGUUGCCCAUAUGCCCAGAAGAAUAAAAACUGGCCUCACCGAAGUAAACAUAGGGAAGCAUUCAGAAUAAGCAGUGCCUGAGAGAAAACAGAAGGAGGGGAAAACGCAAUGACAGCGACAAACGUACAAUGCAAGGUUUAUCUAUUUGUAAUGUUUUAAUAUUACUGGCUGACACCUUGCCUUAAAUGCAGCCACUCAUGGCCAGCUCAAAAUUGAAAGGUUUGAGUUAGAUGCUAUACGUGUUUAUUUCUCCAUCUGUUUCCUUCGUUUCUGAGUUCCAAAGUCUUUCUUUUUUGUUCUUAAAUUCUCUAGUGUCUAAGAAUCCCUUUAGCAUUCUUGCUAUUCUUGUAAUUGAUAGAACAGUCACAUUUGCUAGAAUACACCUAAGGGGCUUUUUGAAUUGUCGUCAUGUUGCAGCACUGAGGCAGCAUUUUGAAUGGAAGCCAGUCGUAGCUUUGAAUAAUUUGGUACUGGGUAAUGAGCUCUGCAGACAUUUCAAAUACUGUUUUCCGUCUAUAGGCAGGUGGGUCUUUAAUCUAGUAUAUUUCCCUCCUUAACUAACAUGAUGUCCAGUACAGUAUACAACUUCAUCCAUUUUUUGGACAGUGUCUUGCCAAAAGGAUUGUAAUCUGGAUUUUGCAACAAAAAGGAGACUUUGUUGCCUUCCUGUUUGCGAUGGUGAUUAUUGCCUACAGUCUUCCUUUAAAAGCAAAUUAUAAAAAGUCAGGCAUUACUUUCCUUCCCACAUUCUAAUUUUCAUGGGCUUUGGGGGCUGUUUAGGUCUCGCUAAGAGAGAAGCAAAGGGCUUGUUAAAUGGAUUACCCUCAGAGCUCCCCCUCCCCCCACCCCAUCUUCCCUUGGUAACUGCAGUGCAAGCAGAUUGUACUCAGAUUUUGGACCAGAAAAGUCUUGUGUGAUGCUACACACAUAAGGUUUCGUGUCAAGCUGUAGUUUUACAGUUCUAUUCUAAACAUGUGUGCUCACAAUCGUUCAAUGGGGCUUUACUCCCAGCGCAAGUGGAUAAAGGAUCGCAGCCUUAGACAGUGUCUCUAGCCUCUAUAAAUUAUGUGGAACUUUGUAAAAUGGCCGUGGUCCCGUGAAGAGUAUCAUAAAUCCCCAUAAGUGUUUUAGGGUCAGUGUGUACAAACCCAGAUGUUUUGUAGGAACUUGUAUUUUUUUUAUUGCCCUCUGGAUGAAAGGUGAAGCACCAGACCUCAUGGUCCUUGAAGUCCUUCACAGCAGGUUUGAUGUGCAGAAGAUGUGGUCCAUUUUGGAGGACCAAACAUUUAUGUUCAAUGUCACUCGUGCAUAUCCAAUAUUGAUCUUGCCCUCCCCCGCCUCUCCCCAGUUGCUCCCCAGGGGUUUGCCUUUGAGCCUCUCUCCUCUGUGCGCUGCAAAGGAUGCCCACCCUACAAGGCAUGGCAAUUAAAGCUACUCAGAGUGUGGUCCAACAUAGUAUGGGGCUCCCCCAGUCAUCGGGCUGGAAUACUUCUAAGAUCCUCAUGAAUAGUGUGAACAACAGAAGCUCAGGAACAUACAACCACAAGACACAGCGCAAUAAUUAAAAGGGGAAGUUCAGAAUGUUUUAAUAGGGGUAACUUGGUAAUAAAAACUGCAAAAUUCAGUGCUUUAGUUUUAGAACAAUAAUUUAGAUGCCAGCAGCAGCAAUAAAUGCCUUAAUAUUUUGAUUGGGAUUGAAACCCCAACCGCCCAAUCUUAAUAAGUGAUUGCUCAGUGAAAACAGGCAUAUUAAAUUUAUUCCCUGGCUUUUAAAAACUGUUUAAAAUGGUUUCCAACCUGCUCCAAAACAUAUUGGAACUCCACGAUGUUUGCACAUUGCCUACCUUGAGGUAUAUAGAUUUACAUUUCUUGCUGAUGUUUCCAGGAAGUGAUGAAUUAACUUGGUUUAUCUUAUUAAAAUAGCAACGAUGCUUUAAGAACAAGCGUUGAUGAAAUUAGGCAUUAAUUAUUUUAGAAAAAACUAAUUCUCUCUGAUGUAUGUGAUCUAAGUAUUGGUCCUAUGCUAUUUUCUACAUUUGACACAGCUGCUUAUGCUGUCAAAACUCUUCUGGAACUUGUAUUCACCACAAAUGAAGGAAUGCUCUGAGUAGCAAGUCUCCAGUUUUAAACAACCAACUUGGGCCAGAAAUUUCCUGAACGUGGUUGAGCUCAGCUUCAGAUGUAGGCCAGUGACUGACGUAUCUCCUUACUUGAUCUGAUGCUUAAGAGGAAACUCUCCCUUCCACUACUUCCACUCCCUUCCUUGUGCACCUGGCCAGUUGUGCAAUGCCUGACCAAUGAACAGCUGCUAACAAUGAGGAAAUUGUGCUUUGUAAAAAGUAGUUCAGGAUCUGUUGGCUACUCUCUUGGGAGAUUUGAAGCAGGAGGGACUACUUUUGUGCCAGGAUGGGUUUUUCCCAAUUUGAAAUGAUUGUCUCUGUGUUGAAUUAAACACUUUUAUCUCAUUCAUACACACACACACAGACACACACACACACACAACUAAUUUCUUUAAAGGGACUAUCCCCACACUGGCACACAUCUGGGAGUAUUGGAUGUUUUAUAACAUACAAAUAUUUGUAGAUCUA
This is a messenger RNA of Zootoca vivipara (common lizard), 10852 nucleotides long. NCBI's taxonomy places the organism in Eukaryota, Metazoa, Chordata, Lepidosauria, Squamata, Lacertidae. The record is from RefSeq and is a predicted model, not a curated record.